AUGUUAAAAACUAUCUGUCGUAUCAGUCGGAGUCGGCUGUCUGUUUGCAUCACACCGGUCGGACGCACGAUCGCUGCCCGCAUGUUCCCGCGCGAGAAAGUUACCGGAAUACACGAGCUGUUCUUUGGCUCCUCUGUUUAAAGAUCUAUUAUAAGGAGCAGUGAAAAUGAGCACGCCACGAAAAAGAACUAUAGGACGUGUCAUCCUGGAAGAAAUAUAUACGUAUUGCGCCUUUUGGAUUGCGGUAUCGGCUCUACCAGCAUUAGCCGUCUCUUACAUUGUCGUUCGAAUAAGCAAGCAUUUAUGGCUCAAGCUGUUAUCGAGCCGAUACCCAGGUCUGGAGUUCAUCAAAACUGACACAGUUCGCUCUUUACUCGACACUCAUAGAAAUCAGGGAAUUAUAAAUGUAUUGCUUUCUGUGAAAGGAAUUCCAAUGAUUGACGAAUUAAAAUACCAGCUGACACAACAUGUGAUCGAUAAAAGAGACAAGGAUGGCGAGCUCAUGUUCCCAAGACUGCGGCACCAACUCGUUUCCUGCUGGGGUAACUAUGCGUGGGACAGGAACGUGGCCUUCAGGACGGAGAACCACUUCAUCGUAGCUAACGCUGUCUACAGGGGACGGCAAGUUAGCGAUAGUAACAUUCAGGAGUACGUUAGCGACAUAGUGUCGAAAUACUUUCCACCUGAUCAACCUCCUUGGCAGUAUAUUAUCAUACCAUACACUACAUCAGAGCCAAAGUACUACAUUUUAAUCCGAGUACACCAUCUACUGUUAUCAGGGAAGCAAUCCCUAAACAUUGGAGAUUUACUGCUCGUCGAACAAUUGCAAUCAAGCGAGAGAUUAAAUACACAUGAAUGUGCUCCGCAAAGUCCUUUGACGCGGCUAUUCCCAACGCCAUCCGCUAUUCCAGAACUGUGGGAGAAGUUGAACGAAAAUCUGUCCAACACCUGGAACGAGUUCGUCUCAGAAUAUGAUCCAGUGGAGAGUCCUCGAGCACUGAAGAGCUUGCCUGGCGCGUUCCAUGUUGCAGGUUUAGUACUCAUAUCAGGUGUCAGCGCGUUAAGAGAGCUAACUAAAAGUUCAAACGGUCGGGACGCGCAGUCAAGCGGACCCAUAACGGCCACCAUGCUGCUAGCUGCGAUUCAAAAAGAGUGCAAGCGAAGAAAUUUGACUAUACUUAGGAUUCUUAUCUCACCACUUGUAACAGCGGACCCUAGGAAGUGGCCACGUCAUACAUUUGGGUCAAUGUUCUUUACUAUACGUACUUUAAUAAAGUUCCCGUUCCGUUUGAAAGACGAACUUGUUGCACUAAACGAACUUAAAAGGUUUGGGCACGCGAAACAACCCGACACUUUGACAUGGAAGUACGGGGAACUGGCGCAGCUGUGUGUGAGAGCUACUAGUGAGGCGUGGCGAGGGAUGAUGGAAAUCUACAGAGCUCCCGCUAAACUCUGGACUGAUACUAUCAGAGCUGACGACGGACAGAGACAUUUGCUGCAGACAAUUUCUUUAUGCGGAAGAAAGGUAGCCGCAUGGUCGAAGCCAGUGUCUCGCGAGGGAGUGGAGCGCGCUGCGCGUGCGCUCGGCGUGUCGUGCACAGACAUCGCGCUGUUCGCUGCCACCGACGCUCUGCGGGCGUUCUUUGAACAGGCGCACGCGCAUCCGCCAGAAGUUGUGCUUACUACGGCGAGGGCCGCCUCCGAAGAAUUCCUCUUCACUUUUUCGGAAGGACAGGGGAAGAUGUAUAAAAAGUCGCAAACGGGCGGCAUGAUCUGCUUAGCAUUACCAAUAGGUGCUACACCACGCCGUAUCGCUUCAGUAGUAGAGCACGCGUGCAGUCGCCAGAAGGCGCUGGCGGGCGCGUGGGCUGCGCAGGCGCGGUGCGGCGCUCUCACCAGGGCCGUUCCCUCGCCCUUCGCCAGGCUGACACUCAACCUCCUGUCUCGAAGAUAUGCUGUUUCAUACGCGGAGAUCAACGCUCCGGCUAAUGCGCGGCAACGGAACACGCUGUGGGGCCAGACUGUUGAUGAUGUAGUGUAUUGGCGUCCACCGCAAGCUAAUAUUAGAAAGCAUGUCAAUCACAGUGAUUCAGUACGCAGACACAAUCCGGAUGGCCGUGAUGACAGACUCUCGUCUCUCGCCCUCGCACACGGUACCGGCGACGCGUUGGUCAGUCGUAGUAGAGCAACUAAUAUCUAAAGUCGACCAGGGAAUCGCCAGAAUAUCUGCGCAAGCGCAAAUACCUGAUGUGCCACAGAUCGUCACAACUACAGGGCCUGAAGUUAGUAGUAAUAAUGAAGACGAUUUUCAUGAAGAAUCUAGCCAGAGUACGCUUAAGCCACCUUCUCCAACCAUCGCGAGUCCGCCACCGCUGCGCCGGAGCAUCACUCAUCAUUAGCUAUAAAUAUUACAUAGUAAAGAAACGAGUUUACACAUGUACUGUGUACUGUUAAGGUAAUGCUGGAUUUAUUGUUUGCCAUGACAUUUAAAAAAAAUAUAUAAAUAAAAUAAUAAUUUUGAAAGUUAGCCAACCCACCAAAGUUAUCGGAUUACGAUUUAGUACAUUAUGGUAAUUCAUACACGACUCGUUUCACUAUUAUUGCUAUUCUUAGAUGAAGACUAUCAUAGAAUGAGGUGGGACAAAUUCCUGUACAUAUUAGACUGUUAUUAGAUUAUAUAUUGAGUGAUCAAUUGAGACAAGAUCUCUUAUUUAGUACUUAAGUUCGAUUUUGGACACCAAAAUUUGAAUUUAUUAGUGAGAUAGUCAUAGACUCCAGAAUAUUGCACGCGUACGCAUGAUUUUUUGAAAUUACUAAUCAGAAAGCGUAUUAAACUUUAUAAGGUUCUUUCACUAGGUAGGAAUUGAAUCAAAAUAUUAUACGCUGUAAGUUGUUUCUCGUAAGGCUGUAGGUCGCAAACGACAUGCAUUUGUUUAUAUUCAGAAAUUAUUUGAAAUUAAUUAAGAAUAAUUGGCAGCGGCACUGUAGCCUUUUGUAACCUCACCAGGAAAAUAAAAACCGCACCAUGUUAUCUUUAAAUAUGGAACUAAUUUCUUUUCCUGACAACGUUAACUUUAAAAUUAAAACAGCAAAAGUGAUCCCACAAAUCAGGUUUUUUUAUUUUCCUGCAUAGGCAAUACUCUUACAUACGAUUUAUAAUUUGCUGUAGUGUUCUGCGAUCUGCAGUCGUGUAGAUAUAUACGUAAUCAAGUGUUUAAUGAACUCCCCUACAACCUAGGUCAAUUAUCAAACUGCAUAUCAAGGAUAUAAGAAUAGACUUUUAUUAUCAAUGGUAAAUAAAUAUACGUUUUAUAUUUUAAA
This is a messenger RNA of Manduca sexta (tobacco hornworm), 3321 nucleotides long. RefSeq lists its product as uncharacterized. Gene Ontology annotation, molecular function: diacylglycerol O-acyltransferase activity; long-chain-alcohol O-fatty-acyltransferase activity. The coding region runs from base 167 to 2200 and encodes 677 amino acids. Gene Ontology annotation, biological process: triglyceride biosynthetic process. Lineage: Eukaryota; Metazoa; Arthropoda; Insecta; Lepidoptera; Sphingidae. Gene Ontology annotation, cellular component: plasma membrane. The record is from RefSeq and is a predicted model, not a curated record. The transcript has 9 exons.